AACAGACUUUCUGAUUUCGUCGUCUUCCUAUAUUUGUGCACGUAGCUAGUGUGAAAAUACUGUACGUAAUGUCAGUUACGCGAGCGCAAAUGUGAUAAAUGCUGUAAUAAGAGGACAACAAAACAGAGAUAAACAUCAUCGUUCAUCAACCUAUAGGUUCUGGAUAAUGUCAAUGGAUGAUGUAUAGACGAGUACGUUCAAGAAGACCCAAGGCAGGGACGUCCACAGGACAACCUGAAGGUCCUGGUAUUCAUGUGUUUCUGUUCUGGACCAAAGGCAGCGAACACUACUUGUCUUACCGGGAGGGUGAGGUGACAGCUGAAGAUCUCACCAUCGAUGCAGCCAAGGCUGUGGGUAUCACUCCAGUCUGCCAUGCUUUGUUUGCGCUAUACGACCCUGUUUCCUUAUGGUGGUACAGUCCUAAUCACAGAUUUAACACAGAAAACCAGUCAGGCCUGUUGUUGCAUUUCCGUAUGAGAUUUUAUUUCCGUAACUGGCAUGGCUUAGCCGAAAAGGAGCCGACUGUGACGCGUCAUGUGCCAAAGAGUGGAAAUGGGGUGGAUCAGAUAUCAUCUCCUCUACUGGAGAUAACCUCUCUCGAGUACCUGUUUGCUCAGGCUAAACAUGAUUUUGUCAAUGACGUGGCGUGUUUGGAUGCGGUGAGGGGCGAGGAAGACAUCAGUCGCUUUAAAAAUGAAUGUCUGGGUAUGGCAGUACUUCAUCUCUCAUAUACGGCCCUGCAAACUGGCUCCUUUCUACAGGAUGUGGCCAAACAGACCAGCUUCCUCCGUUGCAUCCCCCGAUCUUUUGCCCGACACAUUGCCCGAGAUAACUUUGUGACGAAGAUACGGAUUCGACGCGUGUUCGAAAACUUUGUGCGCAGUUUCCAGCAACACACGGUGGGCAUGGGAAAGCUCGGACCGCAAGAGGUCAUGUACAAGUAUCUGUCCACCCUGGAGCGCCUGGCACCCGAUUUCGGCCUUGAGACUUUCCUUGUGUCGCAUCUUUACAUAAGAAGUGAUGGAGAUGACAGUGGGUCCUACCUCAUAUCCUCCGAGGAACCAGUGAGCAGCAAAAGUACUCAUAAAAUCAGGGUGUCCGGAUCGACGGGGAUAUGGUGGAAGAAGCUGCCGGCAGAGCGGGACAACAACUAUAUUCACAAUGACAGCAAAGACACACAGCAACUUGAUGAAGGGGAAGUGGAUGCCUGGUGCUCCUUCUGUGACUUUCCUGGGAUUUCUCAUAUCGCCAUAAAUGGUGUAAAUGUCUGUAUUUGUCGCCAGGACAACACGUUAAUGGACAUACGCUUGGGCUCCAGUUUAGAGGCUCACUCUCUGGUUUCACUUCUCGAUGGAUACUUUAGACUUACAGCUGAUGCACAUCAUUAUCUGUGUCGUGAGGUGGCUCCUCCCAGAGUGGUUCUCAGUGAAGCCAACGGCCUGCAUGGUCCUAUACUGGACGAGUUUGUGCUUCAGAAACUGAAGAAAGAGGCAGAUGAGGGAGCGUUUGUGGUGCGCUGGAGUGUGUUGGAUUACGAUCGGAUAAUCCUUGCUGCUCUGAGUAGGACAAAGGAUGGACAAAAUCCAACAUACAAGCAGUUCAGAAUAACACAGAAUGCCUCUGUAUUUAAACUGGAGGGCUGGGAGAAAGAGUUUUCUAGCAUAAAGGAGCUGACAGACAGCCUGAAGACCUUUGUAUUGAAGUCUGGAGAAGACAAUUUUACUGUGAAGAGGUCGUGCCUGCCCAGACCAGGAGAGCUCUCAAACCUUCUGGUGUUGAGAAAAGGUUCCAACAAAGAUGAUAAACACGUCCCUGAACCCCUCAACCUGAGCCAACUGAGGUUUCAUCAAAUUAAAGACAAGGAGUUCACAAAGGAGCAGCAUCUGGGACGUGGCACCAGGACUAACAUUUACGCCGGCUGGCUGAAAGUGCGUGGCAUGACAGAGGACGGAUUUGAAGAGUCAAAUAACAAUGACACUGACAAGACCGGCAUCCGAGUUGUCCUCAAAAUUCUGGACCAGAGUCACAAGGAUAUAGCACUGGCCUUCUUUGAGACGGCUAGUCUCAUGAGUCAGGUGUCACACUGUCAUCUGGUCUUUGUACAUGGAGUUUCAGUCAAGGGAUCAGAGAACAUCAUGGUGGAGGAGUUUGUGGAGUUUGGGCCAUUAGAUAUGUUCCUGCACAGAGAAAAGGCCCAUGUCACUCCUCGGUGGAAAUUUACUGUUGCUAAACAGCUUGCCAGCGCUCUUAGCUAUCUUGAGACGAAAAGUUUGGUCCAUGGAAACGUCUGUGGCAAGAACAUUCUAGUAGUCAGGAAGGGUUUAGAGGACGGGACGUCGCCUUUUGUGAAGCUGAGUGACCCUGGCAUUUCUAUCACAGCUCUUUCACGUGGAGAGCGCGUGGAGCGCAUCCCAUGGAUCGCUCCCGAGUGCAUUGCCGAUGGAGUACGUGUUGGAAGUGCUGCAGACCAGUGGAGCUUUGGAGCGACUUUGUUGGAAAUCUGCAACAAUGGAGAUUUGCCCAUCAGUGGCAGCACGCUGCCCGAGAAAGAGCGUUUCUACGAGACACAGAGUCGUCUGGCUGUGCCCUCGUCUCAAGAGCUGGCAAGCUUUAUAAGCAGGUGUCUGACGUACGACCCUGCUGCCAGGCCAUCCUUCAGGACCAUUCUGAGAGAGCUAACAGAGAUUCAGUCAAAAAAUCCAGACAUUUCCCCUGACUGCGAGUCAACUCAAGACAUAGAUCCCAGUAUCUUUUACAAACGCUACCUGAAGAAAAUCAGGGACUUGGGAGAGGGCCAUUUUGGAAAAGUGAUGCUGUACGUUUAUGACCCUGACAACGAUGGCACCGGAGAGUAUGUGGCAGUGAAGGCUUUGAAACAAGAGGGUGGCGAUAACCUUCAAGAUUCUUGGCUAAAGGAGAUUGAAAUACUGAAAUCGCUUUAUCACACAAACAUCGUCAAGUACAAGGGAUGCUGUACCGAACUGGGUGGACAGGUGGUUCAGUUAAUCAUGGAGUAUCUUCCACUUGGAAGUCUCAGAGAGUAUCUGCCUAAACAUAGCUUGGGAAUUGCCCAAAGUCUUCUUUUCGCCCAGCAGAUCUGUUCGGGGAUGGAUUAUCUGCACUCCAAACGUUUCGUCCAUCGGGAUUUGGCAGCAAGAAACGUUUUGGUGGAAAAUGAAGGGGUUGUUAAAAUCGGUGACUUUGGUCUGACAAAGUAUAUUCCAGAAGGAGAGAUCUACUACCGGGUCCGUGAGGACGGUGAUAGCCCCGUGUUCUGGUAUGCCAUAGAGUGUCUGAAGGAGAGCAAGUUUUCUUUUGCAUCUGAUGUUUGGUCUUUUGCUGUGACCCUUUAUGAGAUUUUGACCCACUGUAACCAUCGUCAAAGCCCCCCUUCAAAAUUCUUUGAAAUGAUGGGAAUGGUUCAAGGUCAGAUGACUGUGGUUAAACUCAUUACUCUUCUGGAGAAAAACCGAAGACUGCCGUGUCCACGAGACUGUCCUCGCGAGGUUUAUAUACUGAUGGAGCAAUGCUGGGACUUUACCCCUAGUCAGCGUCCAUCGUUCGAAUCAUUAGCCAAAUCUCUGGACGACAUCCGGCAAAUGUACAAACAGCAACCGUCUGUGCAGCUCGCUCAGAUCAACCAUUGCUGACCUGCUCUUUCUAUCUCACUCUCUGUUCUCACAGGUUUUAACCACAAAACACUUUGUUCUGAGCACGACCACACUCGCCUGUUAUUGUCACUGAUGUGUACGUUUAGAGCACAGGCUGUUUUCAACUUGAGCGGGAACCUAAAGAAACGGCGCAGGUGCUGGUCAAAUUUGCGAACUUUUGUUUAAACUGGUCUGUGUACCCAGUGACUGUUACUACAUAACAUACUCCCCAAAAAACAUCUAGCAGCACUUUUGAGUUCAGUGUAGAUCGCGACACAUUCCAUAAGCCGCUUUAAGUGUUACAGAUUUGUUGAUUAUACCUGAAACUUUUUGCGUUUUUGUACAGUUUUGUUUUAUGCUGAAAAAUGGUGAGGACAAUAUCCUGUCCCGGCCUUUGAUGUUGCUGAUUCAUGGUUUGAGAGCUGCAAAUUUAUGGGGCCAGCAUUGAGACGAUUGUUUAGUUUUAAGUAAAAAAUCGUGUUAUAUUUCUAGCCCAGGAACUCUGUUGGUGGAAAAGAGAUUCAUGUAACCUAAAGUGCUCUUUAAGUCAAGAAAUGUCUUGAAAUAUUAAUUCCUAAGUAUGUAUAUAUAUUGUAAAUACUCCCAGGUGUAUUUUGAUGCUGUUAUGUUUACUUCCUCUUUCCCCAAGCCUGCAUAUAUAUAUAUAUAUAUAUAUAUAUAUAUAUAUAUAUAUAUAUAUAUAUAUAUAUAUAUAUAUAUAUAUAUAUAUAUAUAUAUAUACAUACUGUACACCUUGAAAAAUUUAAAUGUUAUAUGAAUUUGCCAAAUACCUUUCUCCAAAGUGACUUACUGUGCAUUCAAUCUGAAGAUUUUUUUUAUUAGUUAUUUGUUGUGUGCUCUGGGGAUCGAAUCCAUGACUUUUGUAUUGCAAAGCAAUACUCUAACAAUUGAGCUACAGAAACAGACAAAAGACAGGUGUAAUUGUGUUUGUCAUUUAAAUGAUUUGAUCAGUUUGCCCUGUUUCUGAGGUAGUCAGGGACACACUGGGAUUAGUUGUUUUAAUUGUGCCAUCCAAGCAAAGCAUCUUUUGCCUUUGAAUAAUUAGUUGACAUGAAUGUUUGCUCUGCAUCAAUGCAAUUAUUUCCAGACUUAAUUUGUCCAGCAAGUAAAUCUAGAUACAAAAGAGACAAAUGUAAAGAUGCAGUGUUUUGAUCGGAUGACAAUUUGAUCUAAUGGGAUCACUGUGAUCGCAUAUAAUGCCAAGUAUAAACAGAGCCUAAAUACUGUGAUAGGUUGUUUCCUAAAAAGCCUUAAGAAAAUGAAUGUGGAUGUUUACAGUCUGAUUUGUAUGAUGCAUUUAUAAUUUAUUUUACUCUUUUUGUAAAAUGUGCAAUUCUUUCCUCGUUUUAUGGGUAUUUGUAAUCUCCUGUGUGAAGAUUUGUGAAAUGCUAAUCACACUGAAUGUAUCAACAUGAUCUAUUAUUAAAUGUGAUCUUUAUAAGUAUAAUAAACAGUAAAAUAUA
Molecule: messenger RNA, 5134 nt
Organism: Paramisgurnus dabryanus
Lineage: Eukaryota; Metazoa; Chordata; Actinopteri; Cypriniformes; Cobitidae
Gene: tyk2
Product: tyrosine kinase 2
Biological process (GO): intracellular signal transduction; protein phosphorylation; growth hormone receptor signaling pathway via JAK-STAT
Cellular component (GO): cytosol; cytoskeleton; membrane
Molecular function (GO): non-membrane spanning protein tyrosine kinase activity; ATP binding; growth hormone receptor binding
Source: RefSeq, a predicted model, not a curated record